Molecule: messenger RNA, 7683 nt
Organism: Bursaphelenchus xylophilus (pine wood nematode)
Lineage: Eukaryota; Metazoa; Nematoda; Chromadorea; Rhabditida; Aphelenchoididae
Source: the annotation of a GenBank genome assembly
AUGAAUGAGGAGAAGAUGCUAAUACCUCGUAAGACUCAGCUCCAAAAGCAUGUUGAGGUAUGUUGUACUUGUUAUUCAUUAUUCGUUUUUAUUUUAGGGAUGCCAGAAGGUUGCGUUACUGGAGAAGUCGGGUAAAGUCAAGGAACGGGUGUACUGGUCCGGCAGUAAAGCAAUUGUUUACAGAGGUGUCACGAAUGUCCUUCUGCGGACACAUUUCACUGCGGGUCCGAUUCACAGUGUAAGUACAUUGGUCUGCAACUUUUUUAUGGACUGGUCGUUGGAUUUAUCUUGAUUACUUCUUUUAUUCAUGUUCCAGGUCUUUUACCAUGACUUUGGCACAGAAGAACGACCCCGAAUUCAUCUUGUUGUCUGUUCAGAAGAUGAAUUGAAGAUGAUCUCUUUACAAACGAACGAAUGUCAUUCCUUAUCAUUACCCAUGAAAGUAAGUGAAGAAUGUUUUAUUUUAUAUUAUUUUUUAGUUCGAAGCCUGCUUUCGCUGCGAGGAAGGUCUUUUGCUAGUACGCAGCCGGAGUGAUGAAGAGUAAGUUUAGUUUGUUAAUUUAUGUCUUCAUUGUUUAGGAACCGAGGACCUGCCACAAUCUAUUCAAUUACCCAUCCUAAUGGCGAGCUUUUGCCAGUGCUAUGCCGGUUCAAAGACGAUGAUCUUGUCGCCCAGUUCUCGCAAAAACGGCUCGAAUUUGUCUCCGACUUUGGAAAGACAAAGUUUUUGUUUGGAUUCGACAAUCAGAAAGGAUUAAACUGCUUAUUCGCGAUAAGAAGAUGUUCCGACGACGAGAAACGCAUUGCUCGGCAUGAUCUGAGCAUGGCCGCAAACCGCUCCUUUUUCCCCUUUUCGGCCGGGACUUCUGGUAUUCGUAGGUUUUGAAGGCUCUAGGCCAAAACUUUCGAAUUCUUUCCAGAUUCAGAGUACGGCACGCCGAAUCAGUCGAAGGACGUGAGCUCUUCGACACCUCUUGGAUACAGCAUUUUGAAGAGACUCAAGACCCCGGGAGUGGCUGGAUCUCCAAUUCCUUUCAUUCCAAAGACCAACGAAAAGCCGAAGCUCACUGAAAACGCGGUGACCAUGCGCAUGCUCUCUUCCUUUAGUAAGUUCAGCUUUUAUCCAUAUUAUUGUUCGUCAUGUUUAGGCAACUACAAUUCAUAUCAACAGCCGUUGGAUUACACCUCGGCCACGUCUGUUCUGAGCGCAAUCACAGGACAGCCGGAAGUUGAAUUCGACGAAAAUUCGGUGGAAUUCGCGUUGGAAUGCGUUUGGACAGAUGAAGCGCAAAAGUCAGUGCAAGCACCAAGAAGCCCGUCCAGAUUGCCAGUCAUGCAGUCUCCCCAAAUCCCCGGCUCCGUUCUGAAACGAGCGACCAAAGGUAGAUCGAAGGUGGACAGAGAUCUGAUCGAGCAGCUGAAUAAGGUAGACUGAUUAUUCUAUUGUUAGUUUGACAAAUCUUUUUUAGGAUCUUCAUCAAUCAAAGAAAGCUAAAUCUGCAUUCCUGACGACCGACUUUGACAAGAAAACGUAUUUGGUCAUUUCAAGGGCGAAUAAUGUGCAAGUGGUGGAGAUAAAUCCAAAAACGGGAACUUCUUUGACUAAAAUGACAACCCUGCAAGGUUGCCAGGCUUUUCAAAUACCGGGAAGAGAGUUGUGGAUAAUGGCAACCAGCACCCCCAUUGGCCUCAUCAUGUAUUCGGGCAUGGAGAAGGUCGCUGAUAUUGCGACUUCAUUUCUUUUACCCGACCGACCUCAUCAUCAACUGCUUAGGGUUGUGCAGUUGAUAACAAGAGGAGGAUUCGACUUUGAAGCCGUGAGUUUUUUAUUUAUUUUAGAUUCAGUUUAGGUAAUAUUAUUAUUGGACAAAAAGAUAUAUUAAAAUCGGAAAAAUUUUUUGGUUCACCCUAAUAGAAUAAAUCAAUUGUUUUUUGAUUGCAGAUUGUUGAAAUGACCACAACCUCGAGUGAAACGCCUUCGGAGCCGAUGUACAAGAAGCCUCGAAGCGGCUUCACUUCACCCAGAAAGAGAUGCUUGGCUUCCGAGGCUCAUUUCUCUUUCGGUCAGGUAACCCAGAGCCCGGCGAAGGAAGGAUCGGAUGGGCAACGAAGGGGUUGGUUCCGAAGCAGCGAUAUAAGUUUUUAUUUAGCGUCUACUAGCCAGUCCACUCCCGAAUCGGAAUUCUUCCAGUUCCGGGUGUUGCUAGAGGUGGAACCAACGACGAAUGUGGCCAAUGAAUUUUUUAAUAUGAUCCUGUCCAAUAUCGAGUCACAAGAACGGAAGAUAAAGUUUCUGAGGAAUUGGGUGAUAAAGAAUAACUUCCGAAUCACAAGAAGCAACAUGGACGUUAUUAUGGAGAUCGAAGCGGGACUCGUGUUUGAGUGUUUGCUGGAAACGGCGGGGAUUAACCCGGAGGAAAUGCCUUUCAUGCGUCUGGUGAGCUAUUUUCUUAAUGGAUAAUGAUAGUAGAGGGCGUAGAAUAAAGAAGCCCUGUUUAGGUGAAUCGACGUCGCGACUGGCUCCAACAUGGACGGAAUACACCAUUUUUUGACGAGAAAAGAUCGAGAACGGAGGAGCAGACGGAGGAACUUGGGGAUGUAAGUUCUCCAAUAUUUUUUAUGAGUUGCCGAAUGAAGUUUUAUACAGUGGGGGACCUGAUCCAGUGGCAAAAAACGUACUAUUUUUUAUCCGGGAAGUGCCAAAAAUGUGGCAAAAUGCUUCCCUCUCCAAGUGAAAAAAACUUCGUUUUGAAGGGCGCGCCUUUUCCCUCACAAAAAGAGGAUUUUGCCACAUUUUUGAUACUUCCCGGAUGCAAAAUGAUACGUUUUUUGCCAAUGGAUCAGGUCCCCCACAGUAGAAAUUGACAAGAAAUUGAUGAUUUUUAGAGCCUCAGAAGACUCCUCGAAUAUAGACGGGAUCACUCGGAUGCCUUGGAAGAGUCCGCCGAAAUUGUAAUCGAUCAAAAUCCACAAGACGAUCUCACUCCAGAAGACUUGGCUCGCAUUCUCAAAUCAAUUAUGGAGUUUCUGGCCUAUGAGAAGCUGAACAAGGACAAUUCGCGACUGGUCAGAUGUGUUUGUGAAGUCGGAAGAGUCCUCUCGGAGGUCCUCGGCCUUCCCAAUUUCACCGAUUUCUUCGAACGACAUUGCCCCGAACUGCGCAACACCCGCUUUAUCGCUCAAUUCACCAUGAAAGCGGACAUCGACAUACCGAAGAUAGACCCGGUUGUGAAAUUGACCGAACAGAUGGAGCAAUCAUUGAUUAUCCCGGAGAAACGAACCGAGCCUGGACCUUUUCUCAGCUCGUCACAGCGGAAUAAACUAAGGUGUGCAUAGAUGAAGAUGAUUUUUGUAUUGACUUGUGGGUGUUUAGGCUUUUACCGACAAGCGAAGAAAUCGCGAAAUGGGAGAGAAUGCGGUGGCCGACGGACAUUCGGGUCAGCAAUGUGUCAACCAUGUUGGAUUCGUCCAAACCUGUGCUUAUUCCUGUAAGAAAUUGAAGUUUUUGUUUCGAAUUUUGCGGUUGAAGAUUGAUAUUGUUGAUAUUGUAUAGUGGAUGGUAACCUUUGCUCAAAUUCAUUGUUUCAGGACCUUCGCCAAGGACAGAACGUUGCCGAGUCGCAAUUGCGCGAAGCCCAGGAGAAAUUCCUUCAGAAUGCGGCCUACCGCACCAUUACCCGAGCCUUCGGCUACGCACUUUUGCAUUUCCAGUCGCAACAAUCGGAAGCAAUGGAAACGGCCGUGAUCGAGAAGGUGAAUCUGAAUGGCAAACUGGCCCCAUCCAACAUGAAGCUGGAAUUCCCGAAUCCGGACAACCCGCAGACAAAAGCCGCCCAAAAACAGAUGCUGGAAUGGGCCAACUUUUAUAACGGCGUCUCCAGAGGCUUGUCCACCAUUCUCGGAGCAGAUGCGGAGAGAAAUAAAAAUGUGCAGGAGGAGCUGAUGGACCAUCACUUUCAUUUGUACGGACGGCCUAAGGCCAAUGUGUUGGAUGCGGAUGCAGAAGUAAGUGGGAUCAGAGUAGUGUAAUUGGCGUUAUCUUCGAAGACAGUCUUUAGUGGAGAGUGAUACUUCUUAAUGGUAUCAAUCUCGACGACUUAUACCCGUCUUCGUCAUGUCCUCACCCUUCAAUUUUCAGGCGUUCGGCCGUGUUCAAGACGAGAUCCAGGAAUUCCAACGCCGCGAUCAUCUCCAGCGCCCCAACAAUGAAGACGACGGCCCGCGAGUCGUGGAUUGGGAAUGGGUCUUCCACAAGAUCCGCGAGGACAAGGAAUGCAGCCCUGUGUUGGCGGGAUUCCUUCUGGCAGCCGGGCUCUCGGGCCAGUCGAUGAGUGUCAACCCCUAUGAUCUCCAUGAGUUCCUCUCCCUUUACGAUAAGAUGGUUGUAGUCGCCCUUCUGCUGGGAACAUCAGUUGCGUAUCGAGGAACGGCCAAUGUCUAUGUAAGUGAGAAUGUUUUACAGUGUUAGUCUUCUCCUUGAUGCAAUUGUAAACAGAGAUUCAUUUCUUUUUUUCAGAUGAACAAAAUCCUUUACACGCAUCUGCCAUUCCUUCUUCAGCCAACAGUCUGCGAUUUCCGAAUCGAACCGAGCAUCCAAACCGUCUCCCUUCUCUCGCUGGGCUACCUCUUCGCCGAGUCAAUGCAUGCCCAACUCACCAACGACUUGAUAAACCAAAUGUCCAAAGAGACCUUCUUCGAGACGGAUCCGGGCUCCGAACGCUACUCAUAUGUGCUGGCCGCCGGUCUGGCGGUUGGUCUCAUAAAUUUGUGCAAGGGCGACGAAUUGGCCCAGCUCGAACUUCCCGUCCAAGUCAGCCAUUUACGGAUCCAUGAGAGGCUGUUGUUGUUGUUGAACGGAGGACUCCGGGACCUGGUCAUCGUCUCGUAUCAAAAGGAUCCCUGUACGCUCGCACAACAUGGAUGCUGUUCGUGUGGAAUGAGUCGAGCAGAUCAACGAUAUCAACCACAACUCCAUCAACAUCAUCAUCGACAAAGAUCGGAUAGAGUGGGAGAUGGUAAGCGAUUAGUAUUUGUUGUUUAUCUUAUUCAAAAAUUUCUUUUCUGUAUCGUUUUAUUGGUUAUCUCUUUUGCAGAAGGAGCAGGCGCUAAUGGCGGAACCGGAUCGACCUCCGUCUCGGCCGCAUCUUCACACGUCGCUGAACUCAGAAAUGUCAACGUUCAUCUGAGUGCACCCGCGGCAUGCGCCGCUUUCACCUUGAUCUACCUCCGAACAAACAACAAGAACAUUGCGCGGAAGUUGGGCAUCCCCGAGGAACUUCAUCAAUUGGGACUGAUCAGACCGGACAUUAUUUUGCUGAGAACCGUCGCCAAAUGCCUCGUCAUGUAUGAUUCGGUGGGCCAAACGAAUGAAUGGAUCGACUCCCAGAUUCCACCGACUCUCAGAGAGUACUUCAAGUUGACCAAGAAGCCGGCCAAGCGCACGGAGGACUUGGGAAUGCUGGCCAGGGCCUAUUUAUACGCCAAAGCGGGAGCCUGCUUCGCAAUGGCACUGAAACAUCCAAGCACAUGGAAUGAGAAAGUUACCAGGACCUUGGUAAGUUGAUGGGCAAGCAUUAGAGAGAAUGGUGAAACAAAAAGACUGCAUUUGAAAAAUAACUUUUUUAGGGCCGAAUUUGUGCGGCCGAACCCACGUUACGCUAUGUUACAGUAACCCGACUGCCGAAAUUCUGUGUUUGUUAUGACGGGCAUGGCCUAAAACAUAAGUAUUACCAAUUUCAGACAUUUAUAAUCAGUAUUUUUCUUGUAAUGGUCGAUUACUGUAAAAUCAUUAAAUUGUAAAUUACAGUAGGUUAAUCCAGGAAUUGGGCAAAAAUAUUUCAGGAUUAUGUUCAUAGGAUGCCUACAGUCAUUUUAAAAUCUAAAACUCAAAAUCGGUUUUUUCCUAUGUCCAUGGCUGCUCCAGUGACUCAAAUAACUUGCCUGUAUUCUUUCAGAAAGAUGCAUUCGAUCAGCUGUCCAACGAACCCAGCUACAGCUUUGCGUUCAUGCUUUCAAAGGCCGGAUUGAACGCCGUGGAGGCGUGCAAGAAUGUGAUCAUGAGCGCUUUGGCGAUUGUAAGUUGCUUUGAAAGUAUUGAUGAUCUUUUCUGACAUUGGAAGUACUCCAAGUGCGACGCUCAGAUUUUGAUGAAACUUGGCACAAAUUUAGAAUAAUUUUUUAAAAGAUAUAUGCGAGAAUCCUAGCUCGCGCUUUGCAGAAACAACCGAGAUUUUUAGAUCGAAAGUCGGCGAAAAUUUAGGACUUUUUGCCGAAUUUCGGCACGAAAAGUUUGAUGCCUAUUUCUGCCAUAAAGGAUAAUGUUUCGACAAAAAAUCAAAUUUUUCCGCACGAAACUGCCAAAGUUGUGGCCAAAAAGCGCUUUUCUUUCUGACCGCUCUCCACGUUUAGCGUGCUCUCUCGGCGGCAAAAAAAAUCGUUCGAUAUCUCGGCGGCGCCCGCAAAGCGCGAGCUAAACCUUUCAGGAAUUGAUAUUUAGUCCAUACCCGAAGUGUGUGCAAAAUUUAAAGAAAAUCUGAGCGUCGCACUUGGAGUACUUCCCCUGUGGGUUUGACUUUGUCUUGAAAGACGCCUGAUCUUGACUUGAAGCCUUUUGUUUCAGGUGAAUGCGGGCAGUGGAGACGUCUCCUUGAUCCGAGCUUUUCGCAAAUGCCGCAAUCAGAACACGAACUUCCUGACGGCCCCCAAGGAGUCGCAUCUGUUCUCCACUCAGGUCGUCUCCAACAUGUGCAUUGGAAUGCUGUUCCUGGGGCACGGACGCUAUGGCCUCAGCAUGUCGAAUAUGUCGAUUGCUUCCUUGUACAUCUCGUUCCUUCCCAUUUAUGGGCACGCGAUAUACGACAAUCGAUGUUAUUUCCAAGCCUUCCGGUUCCUAUGGACCCUCGCCAUAGAACCCAGGUUUCUGGUUACGGUAGCCGAUGGAUCUCAUCAUGCGAUUGAAGCCAAACUAGAGAUUAAGUAUAAAGUAGGUUGGGAAAUUAGGAUUGGGGGGGGGGGCUGAUCUAGUGGAUAAAAACGUAUCUUUUUGCAUCCGGUAAGUAUUAAAAAUGUGGCAAAAUGCUUCCCUCUCCAAGUGAAAAAACUUCGAGCUCAAAAGCCCUUCAAACCGAAGUUUUUUUUCACUUGGAGAGGGAAGCAUUUUACCACAUUUUUGAUGCUUCCCGGAUUCAAAAUGAUACGUUUUUUGCCAUUGGAUCAGGUCCCUCACUGUAUCAGGGAUCACUUGAUAUAAGAUACAUACACGUUUUUUUCAGGACGAGAACACCCCGAUCCUUCAUGCCCACACUCCAUAUCUUCUCCCACCUUUAGAGACAAUCUCAUCCCUCAGUCUGAGUGCUCCUGGCUUUGAAGUCUUAUCAUUGGAUCUGAAGAAGCAAGAAGAUCAACGGACACUAAUUGAUGUUCUUCAAAAACUCUGUGGACGAUUGCCUUUGAAGAAGACAACGAAGUAAGUGGUUAAUAUUGUCCUUUACUUUGUGUAUGAUGGAUAAUUGUAUUGUAAAAUUUUUGAUGAUUUUUUUUAGACAAUCAGGAACCUACGAUUUCCGAAAUCUUCCCACAACAAUCGUUCCCGGUCCCGACUCAGACUUACACGAUCUCAAACUGGAAGAUGUCUUAGCUCAAGCGGAAGAUGACGUGAUUCCGUUCUUUGUAUCACCUCCUUAA